AUGGUUUUCAUUAGGCUGUCACACGCAGCCCGUUAUGCGUCCGUUUCAUUUUCGGCCUCGGUCGGCGGUGGCUCCGGACGAGCAGUGGCUCUAGCAGCCAGCGCUGGGAUCCUUUCGGGCUUGUUCGUGGGUUACCAGCCGAAGGAGUCAAAGCCACACAGGCACUGUGGCUGCGAAGUGCACCUUACAGAUGUUCAGCAGCAACUUGGAGGCAAUCUCGCCGAGAUCGUUGGAAGAGGCAACGUCAGCAGCAAUGUUACCAUGAGGGGUUCGCGGCUAGGCGAAGGAACCGCACUGGCUGUGGUGAAGCCGGGCUCUUUGCACGAAGCCAUGGCAGUUCUCAAGGCAUGCUGUGCUGCGGGCGUGGCUGUUCUGCCACAGGGCGCAAACACCUCACUUACAGGAGGUUCUGUUCCGCGUGGGGAGUGUGACAGGCCGACCGUGAUUAUUAACAUGAGACGACUCAACAAAAUCCUUCCAGUAGGCGCUGAUGGAGGCCAGGUGCUGUGCUUUGCAGGAGCUGGCAUAUUUCAGCUUCAGAGCGAACUGAAAAACAAGUACAACAGAGAUUCUCACUCUGUGCUUGGGUCAAUCUUCUUAAACCCGUCGGUUGCUGCGGGAGUGUCGUAUGGAAGCGGAGGGACGCAGAUCCGGAAGGGGCCAGCGUUCACAAACCGCGCCUUGUUUUGCCGUGUUGCUCAAGGAGGCGAGGUGGAGCUCGUGGACACCUUGGGUCUCCAGGUAAAAGGCAAAGAUGCGCUAGAUUUCCUCGAGACUGCCACCGAACUGGGCCUUCAAGACUUGGAUCCCAAGUGUAAGGUUGCAGCAUCUUGGCCAAACUACCGGCAGCACCUCACCAAAUUGGACAGCAAUGUUUCACGAUACAAUGCAGAUACUACUGGUGCUGAAUGCAAUCGUUCAGAAGGUAAAGUUCUGAUUUUGGCGACUCUCCACGAUACAUUUCCCAUGCCCCAGAAAGACAGCGUGAUUUGGGCUUCGUGCAGCGACUUUGAGACUGCUCAAGCGCUCAAGCGAGAGGUCUGCAUUGCCAGCCCGGACUGCAUGGCUAAGUCUUGCGAGUACAUCAACCGCGAGGUGCAUGAUGCAGUUGACCAGGCAGGACGGAUCCUGAUCAAGAUGAUUGAGAUCCUGGGAAUGACGAGACUGGAGCCGUUGUGGAAUCUGAAGCUUUUCAUCGAAUCCGUGCCUUUGCCGUUUGCAACUAUUGUUUGCGACAAGUUUCUAUGGUGGUUUAACGGCAUCUUGCCGAAGCCUUUGCCGGCAAAGCUCCAAGCGCUAACGCAAGAGUUUGAUCACCACAUGCUUAUGGAGUUCGCGGAAUACACACCAGGUGAGCUGGACGGCUUGAUGUCUCGUUUAAGGAAGUUUCAGGACUCCAAGCCAGAGGGUACAGUAAAGUUCCAUGUAUGUGCUGAUGCUCGUGAGCGGUCCCGGGCAACUCUCUUCCGGUUUGCAGUCGCGCCCGCAUUCCGGACAUACUGCAUUGGCCUCGGCCAGCAGGGGCUGUCAAUUGACUACGCGUUGCCGAAGAACUUCACUCGGUACCCAGAAUUACCAGCUCAGUACCCUGUGUCCAGACGCCUGGUGUAUUCGCAUUUUGGCUGCAAUGUCUAUCACGAGGAUUACGUUUUCGACAACAGCAUUGAUGUGCAUGAAGCGAAAAUGGCCAUAAAAAAGGCCAUCGAGAAAGUCGGUGGAAAGCUUCCAGCAGAACACGGCCAUGGCACCGAGUAUGCAGCACCGGCAGACAUGCAGCAGAGAUGGCGCCUGUCAGACCCGACGAACACCAUGACCUUUGAACAGAGAUUAGUGAUGGAAUCCUGGGGCGCAGAGCUCAGUUGCUUCCACUGUCCUGCCCUCUGGGUCGGAGGCACAUCCUACAAGAAGGACUACAUGUGA
This is a messenger RNA of Symbiodinium sp. CCMP2592, 1920 nucleotides long. The record is from the annotation of a GenBank genome assembly. Lineage: Eukaryota; Dinophyceae; Suessiales; Symbiodiniaceae.